Megalopta genalis is the source of this 2847-nucleotide messenger RNA. RefSeq names its product golgin subfamily A member 2. Gene Ontology annotation, biological process: Golgi organization. Lineage: Eukaryota; Metazoa; Arthropoda; Insecta; Hymenoptera; Halictidae. Gene Ontology annotation, cellular component: Golgi cisterna membrane; Golgi cis cisterna; Golgi apparatus. The record is from RefSeq and is a predicted model, not a curated record.
UCAAUCUAAGUACAGCUUUAUCAAUGGAGAGGAAGAACUGAUUAGGCAUGAGAUAACCUCGAUUUUAAAUAAUACAAUAUUUUUAAUAACGAUGAUGUAAAUACUUGUUUUGAAACAUAAUUGAGAGACAUACUUGUUAGUUUUUGUGUUAUAUUUCAAAAUGAACUUAAGUAAAACUGAGAAAUUAUUGGCUGCCAAGAAAAAGCUCAGAGAAUUUCAAUUGAACAAAAUAAUGCAGGAUGGUUCUGCAAAACGAAAACAUUCGGGGGAUGUUUCACAGGGUCAGCAUACAGAAACAAAUACACCAGAUUCCAAAAUUAGUACAAUAUUUACAUUGGAAACUUCUGCAAAUGGUAAAUCUGUUCCUGAUCAAAAUUGUCAAAGACAUGAAACUCCAUCGGUAGAUACAAUAAUAAAUACAGAAAAUACUAUAAAUGUUGAUAAUUUACAUAAUGUGGUAGAAGAGAUUGCUAAACCUGUGCAAGAUAUAGCACAGGCUAAGUUGAAUUCAGAGGUUGAAAAUAAAGUGGAAUUAAGUGAUUUUCCAAAAGUACAGAAAGAACAUCUUUUGGAAAUGGUGUCUGCAGUUACAGAUGUUUUAACAAAUGAUUCUGAGCACUCUGAAACAAAUUUGGAUUGUGAUUUGGUGUGUCGUAAUCAGUUUCUAAGUUCGUAUUUGGAAGAACAGAAAAAGAAUAUUAAUGAUCUACACAUAGAGCUUAGUAAUUCUCACAGCAGAAUUAAAGAAUUGGAAGCUAAGUUGGAGACAAAAGAGAUGGAAUUUCAAGUACAAUUAGCACGCGAAGUAAAUCCUUUAAAAGAACAAUUACAAAUUCAUACACAAACAACUGGAAUCCUAAUAGCAGAAAAGGCAGAGCUUACCGCUGCUCUUAGUCAAGCUCAACAGAGUACUAGACAAAGCAGAGAAGAGAUAGAAGAAUUAACAGGAAAGUUAAAAAAUUCUCAAGUACAUAUAAUUGAAUUAGAAAAAGAAACAGUUGGCUUAAAAACUGCUAAUGAAGAAUUGAGAAAAAAUUAUCAUCAGUUGCAAAAUGAACAAGAAUCUUUGGCAAACAAAUUUUUGGAAUUGAAAAAAGAAAAAGAAGACUUAAAUUUAGAGACGUCUGAAUUGAAACAGAAAUUAAAUUUGAAGAAAACAGAACUAAUAGCUGUUCAACAAGAACUUAAUGAAAAAACAGCAUUACUUUCAUUGAGUGAAAUUAGAAUACAACAGAUGACAGGUGCUAUACCUACAGAAGAAGAAAAGUAUGCAGCAAAUGUUUUAGAACAAGAACUUGCACAUGUCAAAGAGUCUCUAAAUGUUGUAAACAUUGAAAAAGAUGAAACUGUUAAACAAUAUGAGAAUUAUGUGAAACAAUUAGAUACGCAACACGAUAAAUUAGUAGAAGAGAUUCAGAAACAAAAUAGAACUAUAGAAAAUUUACAAUCCAGAGAACAGAGUUAUGUACAAAGAUUGUCCGAACUGGAGCAACAGUUGCAAAAAGAAAGGGAGAAACUAGAAAAUCUAUUGCCUUUACAAGAUUGUCAAAAUGAAAUGAAUAAUCUUCUAAAAAGUAUAGAUGAGCUUACUUUAGAACAAGAAAGACUACAUAUUACACUUUCUGAAAAGGAUUCACAAAUUGAAAUGUUAACGAAAGACAUAAAUGACUUACGUGAAACAGGUAAUAAUGAAGCUGAAGUAACAAAAUUAGUUACCGCUCUUGAAAGCGAACAGUUAGGAGCAUCUAGAGCACUUCAUCAAAAUCGACAGUUAAAAGAACAAUUGACUGAUAUGGAGAAUGCUUUUGUUUCCCUAAGUAAUGCAAAGUUGGACUUGACGGAACAACUUCAAGCAGAGCGUUCGAUUGGACGAAAAUUAAAUGUCCAGUUAAGUAAUGUUGAAACUGAGUUAGACCAAUUCAAGGAGAAGUUAAAAGAAAAAGAAUCUGUACUUGAAGAACUUGAAAAAGAAAGACUUCAAAGUGCUCAGAUAGCUGAUCAGAUGCAGCACUAUCAAGCACAAUCUCAUCAUGCUGAUAUUUUUCAACGAGAGCUACAGAAUGCGUUGAUCACCAUUGAAAAAUUGGAAAAAGAGAAGAAAGCUCUUAUGGAGAUGAUAAAAGAAAAACCACAAGUCAAUACUUCUUCUGAAGAAGACUCGAGUACUGUAAAUGCCAAUGUCUCUGACUUGAUCGAACAAACAAAUUCGGAAAAAUUAGUACAUGAUAUAGUAGUAUCCGAACCUAUAAAACAAUUGGAAGAAAGAUUCAAACAGACAAUGGAACGAGUGGCUGAACUUACAGAAGAGAAACAAAAGCUUGAACAUCUUGUGUUACAAUUACAAAGUGAAACAGAAACAAUAGGCGAAUACAUAACAUUGUAUCAGAAGCAGAGAGCAGUGCUUAAAAGUAGAACAAGAGAAAAGGAACAAGUAUUCCGACAAUUGCUCGAUCAAAGAAAUCAACAACAAGAACAACUUCAUAAAUUGAAGGUUUUGGUUAGCGAAUUCCUUAGAAAAGAAUACAUUCAUUCUAAUGGGACAGAACAUAUAACACAAACAGAAAUGAGUGCUAACGACUUUGUUUCCGCAAAGAAGAUAAACGAAUCCGAAACCGAAAACGGUGUUUCUGAGAUACUAGAUAUUUUAACAGAAAUAAAAGAUUGUAAGGAUUCGUGCUUAUUUGAGCCGAAUUUCCACCCAUGUCCUUGGUGUUCUGGAAAAUUACUAACAGUCUAAAAAAAUAUACCUGCUCUCAGAAGAAGCUUUCUACAUUGGUGUGAUACUGAUGCUUUGGCUUUAAUUUCAUUCAAUCCAAGUAUGCGUGAUAAAUAAAUUAAAUCGUAUGG